This is a messenger RNA of Brassica oleracea var. oleracea, 1793 nucleotides long. RefSeq names its product vesicle-associated protein 2-2-like. Gene Ontology annotation, biological process: endoplasmic reticulum membrane organization. The transcript has 10 exons. The record is from RefSeq and is a predicted model, not a curated record. Gene Ontology annotation, cellular component: endoplasmic reticulum membrane; plasma membrane. Bases 351 to 1493 code for a protein of 380 amino acids. NCBI's taxonomy places the organism in Eukaryota, Viridiplantae, Streptophyta, Magnoliopsida, Brassicales, Brassicaceae.
UUUUUUUUUUUUUCCCCGUGUGUUUGAUGUUUUGAACACAUUCCUCAUAUACUCGGCCUUCACUGUUUUCUUUUAAUUCUAGGUUUCCAGAGAAACCCCACCGCUCUCGCUAGUUCUCGAUCUCUGCUUCUCCGCCCAUCUCAAGUUCCGUUUUGUUCUUCGUUGUGGAUACACGUGACGUCGUCGUCGAAUAUUAAACGCUGGGAGUUUUGAUUUUCCCGAUACUCGAAAAACGCGUUGCCGACAAGCAAGUUAGUGUCGGCGGUAUCGCUAAGGUGCGGAGAGAGUCCUCCUGCAAGUGGGCAGCUGUUUGAAGUUUGUGAGUUCGAGUUUGUUUAGCCACAGCAACCAUGAAUAUGCCGUUGUUGGAUAUUCAACCACGAACGUUGAAGUUUGUAGUUGAUCUCAAGAAGCAGAGUACCUGCGUGGUACAGCUUACCAAUACAACCCAUCUUUUUGUUGCUUUUAAGGUCAAGACUACAUCACCGAAGAAGUACUGUGUCCGUCCAAAUGUUGGCGUUGUGGCACCAAAAUCAACCUGCGAAUUCUCUGUGAUUAUGCAAGCUUUCAAAGAGCCACCUCCAGAUAUGGCUUGCAAGGACAAGUUCUUAAUCCAGAGUACUGCUGUGCCUGAGGAAACAACUGAUGAAGACAUCACUGCUAGCAUGUUCUCCAAAGCGGAAGGCAAACACAUUGAGGAAAACAAACUGAGAGUCACUCUCGUGAUGGCUUCUGACUCACCUGAACUAUCUCCAAUUAAGGGGACACUCAAGCAGGAAGCAUUAUUUGAAGAUUCCAUCCCCAAGGAUCGAUUACAUGGUCAAUCAGAGACUCUUCCUCCACAAUAUGAGAGUGAGAUUGUAAAGGAGCCGCCGAGGAUGGUUGGGCAUGAUGAGUUAAAGCAACCAAGGAAAGGCGUCAUAGAUUUUAUUGAAAAUGACAUAAAGGCAACUAAAGGUGGUGGCUACGAUUCAUCAAAAAUGGCAAAAGAAGCUGACUCUGAUCUUAUUAGGUCUCAUAAGGAUGAGGAUGAUGGAAGGGUAAUAAAGCCAACACAUGAUUUGGGUACUACCACGAAUAUGGCCAUGGAUCUUUCUGGGGACCAAGGGUUUGCUAAUCGAAAACCCUCAGCCAACAGUGUGACUUAUCCUGAAGAACCAAAGAUGCAUAGAGACAGAGACGUUGUCCAGCAGCAGAAAACAGAUGCUCAGAAUAUCAAAGCAUUGGAUGAGUAUAAGUUGGUUAAAGACAUUGAGGAGAUGAAGCUGAAAGUCAAUGCUCUUGAAUCCAAGCUAAAACAGGCUGAUUCAACCAUUUCGAAGCUAAUGGAGGAGCGGUCUAUAAGCUCUCAACAUAGAGAAAGCUUGCAACAAGAGCUGGCGGAGAUGAGGACGAAGAAGAUAGUGAAAGAAGUGCACAUUGGGUUCCCUCUGCUGUUUGUAUGCGUGGUUGCAUUCAUCAGCAUUGUUAUCGGGUAUUGUCUGCGCACAUGACUGCUCGGUCUCUCCCUUUAUAUCUCUUAGCAAGUGUGCAGUCAGAAAAUAUAUAGACAAAGGAAGGGAGCUUAAUGAUUGGUCUCGUUUUGGUCAUAAUGAUGUUUCUCCAGGCACUUUUAAUAUGAAUUAUUAUAGACUGUAUAGCGUCGAGUGUUAGUUGACACAAGUGGACAUACGGUAUGAUGAUUUGGCUUUGUUUCUCUGCUCUUUUACUUUCUAUUUUAAAGAAAAAAUAAUAACGAUAAAUGAUGGUUGUAACUCUUUUAAGCAUCGACAUGAAAAGUAUAUUACAAAGAA